CGUUCACCGACGAGGGUGCGGACCCGACGACCCGUUUCCAAAACUCCACAUUACCCAAUGCCCGCUAUCCACUUGAACGGGACGGCCGAUCAGGGUGCCAACUCCCAUCCCCAAACCCAGAAGAAGGAAGGGGGAGAAGAACCCAAAGGCGGCCCUAAAACUGUGCUAAUAGUAGUCAUGGGGGUUUCGGGAACAGGAAAGUCCACUCUAGGAUCCACCCUCGCCAAGGAGCUUCGAAUGGAGUGGAUAGAGGGAGACGACCUUCAUCCCAAGGCAAACGUAGACAAGAUGUCCGCUGGGAUACCCUUGAACGACGCUGACCGAGAACCUUGGUUGGAAUUGAUUCGAACGACAGCCGAGCAAAAGAUUGUGGAGCUCCAAUCCCAGUCUGCGAAGCAAGAGUUCGAGGGUGGAGGAAAGGUGCAGGGGGUAGUCGUCGGGUGCUCAGCUCUGAAGGUAUACUACCGGGACAUCCUUCGCGGACUGCGCAGGCCAGCGUCACACCCAUCCAACGCUCAGAAGCUCAAGGAAGCCAAUGGAGUCGACAUCCCAUCAGACUUGCUUAAACCACCCCUCCCCGAAAUUCUCCCGACGUUUUUCGUAUUUAUCAACGGCCCGCGGGAGGUGCUAUACGAUCGGAUGGAGAAGAGGCCAGGUCACUUUAUGAAGGCCUCCAUGCUGGACAGCCAAUUAAACACAUUGGAGCCUCCGACGGGGGAGGAGGGUGUGAUAACAGUUUCGUUGGAAAGUACAACGGAGGAGCAAGUUGAGGUCGCGAAGCAAGCGCUGGCGGAGAUGCUAGGCAUGGAGCUGUGAUGUUGGGUUGAAGAGUUUUACCGGAACACACGGGGUGCAAAGCGACAGGUAUAAUGGUGUACACAACACAUCCUACAUAGC
Coprinopsis cinerea okayama7#130 is the source of this 897-nucleotide messenger RNA. Its product is annotated as gluconokinase. Gene Ontology annotation, cellular component: cytoplasm. Gene Ontology annotation, molecular function: gluconokinase activity. NCBI's taxonomy places the organism in Eukaryota, Fungi, Basidiomycota, Agaricomycetes, Agaricales, Psathyrellaceae. The record is from RefSeq and is a predicted model, not a curated record. The transcript is spliced from 2 exons. Bases 58 to 816 code for a protein of 252 amino acids.